AUGUCGGAACAACUGGAAAUUCCGAUAGAAGGUGGUGAUUUCGACUUUGACGGUGAUAAUAUCCAAGAACUCGAUCAUUUCGACAUUGGCGAGGAGGAGGAUGAGCCAGCGGAGGUUCCGGCUGGAGAGGCGGGAGUUUGGGAAGAAGCCGUCGGAACUCUUCCCCUUUCACGUCAACGACGGAAAAGUGUUCGGAAGAAACCGGGAAGGAAACGGAGGGGAGAAGUGUAUCAUAUUCCAAAACGUCAACUACCACGUGGAACCAAUGUCACUUCUUCUUCAUCUGGAAAUUCUCGAAUAAAGACAUAUCAACAAUAUGAUACAUUCGAUGAAAUUGUCGAUCCGAAUGAUAUGAUUAUAGUCGAAGAGGGGGCGGAGUCUCAUCUGGAACAAGAGAAUGUCAUGGAUGAUUCAGAUCCAGAAAUUAUGGAUGACGAUGGAGAACCAUCUUCAUCCAAAACAUGGCGAGUGUUCGUUCGUAAAGAUGGAAGUGGAAUGCACUUCGAUUGGCCGAUAUUCAUGGAUUCAUCAAUUUCACUGAAAGACGUCGUCACUCUGAUAUCAACAGACGCAUCGGAAAUCUCGAAGACGUUGAUUUGUGAUUCGAUUCCACAGGAAUUCACGAAUACUGGAACAUUUAUAAUUCAUUUGGAAGAGGAUUUGUUGAAAGAGGAGAUAUGUGAUGAUGGAUUGGGAACAUGGAAUUCCGCCCAGAUGUUCGUUCGGAAAUAUAUUAUUGGAGGGGGUGCUGGAAGGCCAUUGCAAACGAAUAAGAAUGAUCAUAAUUUGAAGAUCGUAUGUGAGCAAUUCCUCCAUCCGGGAACCGACACUCGUGGUGACUUCAUUCGGCGCAUUUAUACAGGAUUCGACAAAGACGAACACAUGAUUCCGUACGUCGUCAUUUGUUAUGAAUGGAUGGGACAACCGCAUCCAUUGACGGUUUACGAGGAUUCUGAUGACAAACAGACUUACGCUGAGCAGAUGACGUGGAAGAAAUGCUCGAAUCCAGACGAUCAAGUUCCGAUUCUAUCACGUCAUGGAUGUGAUUACAAUGCGGCUGUGCAGAUUCUGUUAUCAGCUGAGAAGUUUACAAAUUAUGGCAAAUCGGUGCCCCAACUCGUUCAAGAAUGUAUCUCAUUCGUUUUGGACGUUGAAGAGUGUGGAGGUGCAAGAGCACUGUAUAUGGAUGGAAAUACGUGGGAACGACCGUCUGGAAGUCAUCGAUUCUAUCGAAUAGUCUUUCCGACGAAUCGACACGAAACAACGAACACUUUCAGCAUUGAAAGGGCGCAUGGAGAGGCGAAUGUCAGGAAUAGUGAUAUUCAGGUGAUUUGCCGUCGUUACAAUGGUCGAAAGUACACAUCGACAUUCGGAUUCGUUCGUAAAACGUUCCAAUUGAAAAUUCUGCCGACGUGUCCGCCAGAAGUCUCCGCCCAACUCGUUAAUCAACAUUUGGCCGUCGUCUCGUAUUCAUAUCGAAAUGCCGCUAUGCCCACUUUUAUCGAACAACCAGCCGUCCGUGAAAAACUGCCAAACGGAGAGUUGAUUGGAGAGGAAGUUGAAGUUGUAUCCGGAGAGAUUGUAUUCGACGACCCAGAAAUCGGUGUUGAAAUGCAUCAAAUGUUGGAACGAAUUGAGACGAAAAAGAAGGCGAAUAGUCAGAGAUUGAUGGAUUUGAUUGAGAGAAUGCAACGACUCGAUGAUAUAUGCAAAAAAACCGGUUGGCACGAUCACUCGACGGCAGAAGUUCAACAACUUUUACAACUUGGAGCAAUUCUGGAGAGCACUCUACAUCAAUAA
Molecule: messenger RNA, 1800 nt
Organism: Caenorhabditis remanei
Lineage: Eukaryota; Metazoa; Nematoda; Chromadorea; Rhabditida; Rhabditidae
Exons: 13
Coding region: 1-1800 (599 amino acids)
Source: RefSeq, a predicted model, not a curated record